Molecule: messenger RNA, 831 nt
Organism: Suillus bovinus
Lineage: Eukaryota; Fungi; Basidiomycota; Agaricomycetes; Boletales; Suillaceae
Product: Pyruvate/Phosphoenolpyruvate kinase-like domain-containing protein
Exons: 5
Coding region: 1-831 (276 amino acids)
Cellular component (GO): cytoplasm
Molecular function (GO): aldehyde-lyase activity
Source: RefSeq, a predicted model, not a curated record
AUGACCAGCCACGCACUCCUGCAAGCAUUCAAGGCCUCCAAGCCCGCAUUCGGCGCAUGGAUCACUUUACCAGGCGUGUUGAACGCACGUGCGGUCGCACAAGCCAGCCCACACCUCUCAUGGGUAAUGAUAGACUGCGAACACGGUCUCACAUCGCUCCAGCCCGGCGCUGCAGAAUCUAUCCAGGCUAUUACCGGUCUUGGACCUAACGCGCCGAGUCCACUCGUGAGAAUCCCAGCCACGGGAUUCAGCAAUAGUACGUCGUGGCAAAUCAAAUACGCGCUUGAUGCAGGCGCACGCGGCGUGCUUGUUCCUAUGGUCUCCACUGCUGAGAAGGCGAGAGAGAUCGUAGCCGACAGUCGAUUCCCUCCGGGAGGCCGUCGCGGCUUUGGAAGUCCAUUCACUCAUGGCGUCUGGAGCAUUAAUGCCGCAGAGUACAUCAAAUCUGCCAAUGAAAAUGUAGUUAUUAUGAUACAAAUUGAAACGAAGGAGGGCGUGCAAAAUGUUGAUACCAUCGCCGCUGUGGACGGUAUUGAUUGCUUAUUCAUCGGUCCUUGGGACCUUUCCCUGUGCUUGGGAUACCCUCCCCCCUCUCCCGACCCACACCCUGACGUGGAAAUUGUCAUCCAAGAUAUCCUCAAAGUUGCACACAAGGAAGGAAAGAAAUGCGCAAUUUAUUGCACCUCGGGAAAGCAGUCCCUGAAACGUGUUGAGGAAGGCUUCGACAUAAUCAAUGUCGCUUCUGACAUUGGCGCCAUGACUGAAUCGGUGGCAGCAAACCUUAUCGCUGCAGUGGGCGGAGAAUCCGGAGCUGCAGCAUUCCGAUACUAA